AUGGCCUUUUCGCCUCAAGCAGUCGAAUUGGUAUUAACUAAACUUGGGCCGUUGGCGUUUCGGCCAUUUGUACAAGGGCCACGUGGCUGCACUAGCCUCGCAAUGUGUGAAUCUGGGACUGUUCUUCAAAGUAUUUUUGAUCAUCCAGCUGAAGCCUUUGCGCCUCUAGUGACACCAUUGGCAGCAUUGCCCUUCGCCUGCUACUUGGGUGCUACCAGCAACUGGUACGGCCACUCGGUAGCAGCUGUGGGCCUUCUACCAUGGCAGCUUCUAUUUAAUAGUUUGGUAUUUUAUGGAUUUCUGCCUUUCUAUAAAUUCAAGCUCGAUUGGUUCAAACAAACAUGCUUCUACGGAUCGAGUGGCUCUAGUCGUUGUUACCCUAACUUCCCCUAUAUCAUAGAACUUAUGAAGCUGUCGCAACAGCGGAUGCUAAAUCACUUAACCUCAAACUUUUUACAAUUUAAACGCCAAUACCUCCAUGCUUGCAGUUUAUCAUUCCUAGCCAUUUGUAUUUACAUUGCUCUUGUAGGAUGUGAGCUCGUCAAAUCUUUAGUUCUCAACGGAUUUAAGCGCAUAUCAGUGGUCGAUCACGAUAGGAUUACACUCUCGAAUCUCAACAGGCAGUUCCUGUUCCGUCCAUGCGACGUCAACAAGUUCAAGGCGCAGGUGGUGUGCGAGUACCUUAACCGCUACGCUCUUGCCGCCGACUCCAUUACCACCAGUUGUCCCGGUGGCACCACUGAUACUACUGCGGAUUCCAGAAUGACGUUCUCGCAAGCCGCCUGGGAUGAUGGUGCGCCGACUCAGUGUGCUGGUCGGAGCCUGGACCACUCCCCCGGCCCGCUGGAGCGGCGCCCUGCUUCCCCCGCUAACUCACACGAGGGCACCAGCGCCCCAAUCGGGGACGAACCUAUAAGUGCAAAAUGUUACUGCUGUAAGGUUCAGCAGCUGGAACUAGAGACGCUGUCGCAAUUUGACGUUGUCUUCUCCGCAGUGGACUCGGUGACAGCGAGAAGGUGGCUCAACUGGGCCCUGUUCCAGAUUGUAGACCGCAAGCAGCAGCCAGGCGGACCUUCUAGGCCGGACUCGACGAGCCAAGCAGACCUGGGCACCCGUGACCCUGCAGGCAGGGAGAUUCGCCGUUGCUCCCGCACAGUGCUGAUAGACGGCGGCUCCCAGGGCCUUUACGGACACGUGAGGGUGGUUUCGCCGUUUUCCACCCCCUGUGUCGAGUGCACGCUCGGGAUGUUCUCGCCCGAGCCCCCCCUGCCCUGCCUCUUGACGGCACUGAGGACCCCCGAGGACUGCGUCCGUCACGCACUGAGCCUCCAACUUGAAGCCCCGCCCGAUCACGCCAGUGAUGCACAUCAAGUUGGCCCGGAAUUACUUCUGGACAGGGUCUACGAGUGCUCCAGGGAGUUGGCCGAAGUUAACCGCAUUGCCGGGGUGACUCGCGACCUGGUUGACCGGAUUUGCAACAGGUCCACCCCGAACGUGGCCACCACCAACAGUGUGGUCGCCUCUCUCAUGGUUAACGCCCUGUUGACCAGGAUCAGAGACGGAGCCACUGCAGAUAACUUCUACUUUUACACGGGCCGCUGCUCUACUGGGCUAACAAAGUUUUCCCUUGAGCCCGAUGUGGCCUGCACAGUGUGCGGGUCCGAGUGCAUGGACCUGAAGACGUCCCGCCGCACUACGCUCCGCGAGCUGCUGUCCACGCUGUCCUUGCGGCUCAAUUCAGAGGAUCUGAACCUGCUUUCCGACGAGGUAGCCAUUGCUUAUACUGGCACAAUCUACUUGGGCGCCCCUGCGUCUCUCAGAGACGCUUAUAGACACCGCUUAGAUACGAGACUCAGUGAUAUAGUCGCGGGAAGCUGCAAAAUAUACGUUACAAGUUCAACCGGUCGGACCACAUGGGUGGUUAACCUAACCUUUACCUACGACUAA
Theileria orientalis strain Shintoku is the source of this 1947-nucleotide messenger RNA. RefSeq names its product NEDD8-activating enzyme E1 catalytic subunit. Gene Ontology annotation, biological process: protein neddylation. Gene Ontology annotation, cellular component: nucleus; cytoplasm. Gene Ontology annotation, molecular function: NEDD8 activating enzyme activity. The record is from RefSeq and is a predicted model, not a curated record. The coding region runs from base 1 to 1947 and encodes 648 amino acids. The transcript is spliced from 8 exons. Lineage: Eukaryota; Apicomplexa; Aconoidasida; Piroplasmida; Theileriidae.